Scatophagus argus is the source of this 2340-nucleotide messenger RNA. It is a transcript of the gene rnft2, whose product is annotated as ring finger protein, transmembrane 2. The record is from RefSeq and is a predicted model, not a curated record. Gene Ontology annotation, molecular function: ubiquitin protein ligase activity. NCBI's taxonomy places the organism in Eukaryota, Metazoa, Chordata, Actinopteri, Scatophagidae. Gene Ontology annotation, biological process: positive regulation of ERAD pathway. Bases 181 to 1530 code for a protein of 449 amino acids. The transcript is spliced from 10 exons.
ACGCUGAUUGGCAGAAGGGCGCUCUAAGUGACGUCAUACAGGAAGUUUUACGAGGGAGAUCGUCGGUGCAUCUCUUGCAGACACAUCAACCUAGCUAACAGACCCUAAAUAUGGCAAGAGCUGAAACGCAAUUCACUGUGCUAAUUCAGGGCUGGACCAUGUGGUGAUGAGCGGUAUGCCAUGCAGAGGAGACACAGCAGCAACACGGAUGGCAUGCCUUCUGAAAGGAGCCGAAGCCAAACUCUUGGAUCAGAGAGCAGUCUGGAUGAGGGUGGUGUAUUUGACUGCUUGAAGCCUGACUCACCUGCUUCACCCCAGCAGAUCUUCUCUGGUCUGGUGGGUGUCCCCUCCAGCUCUGUCUCCUCAGCCCAGUUUCAGGCAGCUGGCUUAGUGCUGGGCUCCCCCCCUGAAGUUUUUAUCCAGAUGACGGCAUCAUCCAGAGAAGAAGGCGGCCCCCACCGCACGGAGGGUGGACCGUUUCUCCCUCGGCCUCCCCAGCACCACCAUCACCACCACCACCAUCACAUUCACCACCAUCCCCUGCAGCACAGGACCUCCUCUCUUCUCCAGCAGGCCACCACGGCAGCUGCCUCGGAGAGGCACAGCUCCAGGGAGGAGGCCCAGGAUGACCCAUCCACCCCAGCCCCGGCCCUGUCUGAGUUGAAGGCAGUUGUCACAUGGCUGCAGAGGGGCUUCCCCUUCAUUCUCAUUCUGCUGGCUAAAGUCUGCUUUCAGCAUAAACUGGGUAUUGCUGUGUGUGUGGGAAUGGCCAGCACAUUUGCCUAUGCCAAUUCCACAUUUAGGCACCAAGUGUCAUUACGGGAGGAACGUUCUGUAUUUGUUGCUCUGUGGAUCAUCAUGUUCCUUGCAGGAAAUGUCGUGUACAUCUACUACACAUUUAGUCACGAGGAACUGCACAACAGCCUCAUAUUUGCCAAGCCCAAUCUCAGCAGCUUUGACUUCUUUGAUCUGAUCUGGGUGGUGGGCAUUACUGAUUUUGUCCUGAAAUACUUCACCAUCGGCUUGAAAUGCUUUGUCCUCUUUUUGCCCAAGAUUCUGCUGGCCUUCAAAUCCAGGGGUAAGUUCUAUCUGCUGAUCGAGGAGCUGAGCCAGCUGUUUCGGGCCCUGGUGCCCAUCCAGCUGUGGUACAAGUACAUCAUGGGAGAAGACCCUUCCAAUAGUUACCUCCUGGGAGCCACACUCAUCAUCAUCUACAGCCUUUGCAAGUCCUUUGACAUCUGUGGACGUGUGUCCGCCAUUCGCAAGGCCUUGGUCAUGCUCUGCAGCUCUCAGAGUUAUGGAGCGAGGGCAGGCAGUCAGCAGUGCAGCGAGGCGGGUGAUGUCUGUGCCAUUUGUCAGGCUGAUUUCAGAGACCCCAUAGCCCUUCUCUGUCAGCACGUGUUCUGCGAGGAGUGCCUCUGUUUGUGGUUCGACCGGGAGAGAACAUGUCCGCUGUGUCGCUCUAUUGUCAUUGAGACCCUGCGCUGCUGGAAGGACGGCACCACCUCGGCUCACUUCCAGAUCUACUGAGCUCUGUCAACACUCAUGUACCCUGAAAGCCGUCAGUGUGCUGUAAUGCGAGUUGAACAGUGGUGUGUCAUCUUUCUCUGCUUAUCUUAGCCCGGUAACUCCAUGAUGCAGUGUGAGCAUGUUUGCAGGAACACACAGUAUGUGGGGGGGAAGUUUAAUUAUACAGGCAGGACGUAUCAGACCAUCUUCGUUGCUGACAAGUCGAGCUUCAUGAAGCCUGUGGUAGAGACCGCAUGCACAAACCAAAUUAUCAAUGUGGUUUCACUCAAGAGAAAUGAAAAUCUGCACUACAGACAGUUUUACAUUAGGACAGUUGUCAUACGGUUACGGCAGCAAUCACAUAUUUAUGUCUGUGUUGGCUUAACUGCUGUUGUAAACUGUGAACAACAUUUUAUUUUACACUAAACACAUGAUAAAAGAAUGAUGCUUUGAUGUAGUGUGGUGAGUGUGUAAAUAGUCAGAGCAUUCACGCUGUAUUUGUAAUUUGUUCAUUUAUGAUAUGAUCAUGUAUGUGAUGUAUAUUGUUUAUAUUUAUCUUUUUUUUAAUUCCACAGUUGGUAUCUAACAGUUUUUAUUUGGAAUUUAUGUUCAAGUUUUGCAAUAUUUAUUUGAAUGUGAGAUAUUCAUGCUUUGAAAAAAAACAAAAAACAAAAUGAUCAUAAAGAGAAAAUCAGUCCAAACAAUUUUGCUUUCUGUAAAAUAAGCAAAAAAGGUUCUUGGUUAGUGAACGAUUAUGUAAGAUAUUGAGUGAAGAAUGUGAGACGGUGUGUGACUUUCACUUGCCCAGAUUUUAAACAGUACAUGGUGUAA